This is a messenger RNA of Dicrocoelium dendriticum, 783 nucleotides long. The record is from the annotation of a GenBank genome assembly. NCBI's taxonomy places the organism in Eukaryota, Metazoa, Platyhelminthes, Trematoda, Plagiorchiida, Dicrocoeliidae.
AUGGAUUCAGAGGACGAAUUUUUUGACGCCCCUGAAGCAUUCUCCCUCGGCUCGCACGUCACUGAAUGCUACUCGAAGGCAGCUAAUGACACAUCUUCAAGCGCGUACCGCGAUGAAUCAAUCUCGCGGCUGUGGGCUUCCUUUGGGAGUUAUCCAAAAACAGCUGAUCAUGUUGACCAGGAUUUGGGUCUAUUCACCCGGCCUUCGCAUGCUCCAACAGAUUUGGAAGUCACGGCUUCCCAUCCUCCUCUUCAUAUUAUCCGAGAUGGAUCAGCGGAUGCUCUCCAGGUUAAUUCGCUACAAUCUCAGCCGCCUUCUCGGGCUAGAACGUUCAAUUCUCCUAGCACACAUCUACAUAGCUCACUGGAUUUCACUCGGACGUCAGCUACUAUAGCCACUUUCCAUCCCAGCGAUGUUUCUUUGGGCACUGCUCAACGAACUUUCUUGCCUGGCCUAACAGAACAAGAGAGUUAUUAUAACUCAUUAGCUGAUACGCUCUACUCGGUCUGUGCCACCUCAUCAGCUGUUCAGCGAUUUCAAAGGGUAUCUUCUGCUCCUGUGGUAUCAGAUAGCUUGAAGUUGGGCCCUGAUCCAAAUUUAUCAGUGGCACAUGCAAAAUCCUGGUCGCUGGACACUGCCAGGCUACAUCUGGCCUCCGGAACCUCAAAUGAUGUAUGGAGCCGCCAAAUUCCCAGUGUACCCUCAGUGCCCGAAAAGCUUGCCGAUUUCCCGAAUUUCCCCGCUCUUCCUGAUCCCACGCUGGAUCAGGGCUGUUCUCCUUAG